Molecule: messenger RNA, 6564 nt
Organism: Porites lobata
Lineage: Eukaryota; Metazoa; Cnidaria; Anthozoa; Scleractinia; Poritidae
Source: the annotation of a GenBank genome assembly
AUGCUCUCUUCCCAGCUCUACGUAGCGUUUUGUGCGUUAUUCAUACUGCCUUUUUAUUUUUGUGUAGUCGAUGCACAGGCCUCUGUCGAUUUCGAUAACGGAAUGUUCAAGCUGCAGUGGACGCAUGACGAUGGAAAGCUGGUUUUCAAUAUGACUUGUAAGACUAUAGGCUGGUGUGGAGUGGGCUUCGCCCAGACUUCUGAUGGCAAGGGAAUGGUAAAUUACGAUAUGGCUGUAGGUGGUGUUGACUCCAACUCGGCGUUAUAUCUUGAUGUAAGUCAGUCUCCCAACUUGUGUUUCUACUAACAGUUAUACUAAAGAAAACGGAAAAUUGUUAAUUGAAAGGUUAGAAAAGUGAACCGGUUUGAUAAUGGAUACAACAUAAAAGGAAUUAUGCAAUUUGAGUCAAAAAGUAAGUGUCACUUUUGGAGGCCAUAUGUACCACAGUGUUUUAAAAUAUUUUUAAUACUCUUUAAACAAUAAACUGAGAGAGAGAGAGGCCAAAAAAAAGAAACGAAAAGAGGGGUACUAGGUCCAAAAAAUACCAUGAGUACACGAAGUUUCAGUGCUAUACACUGGCUAUGUAAAUACUGGGAGUAUCGAAAGGGAGUAAGAGUUGUUAUCUCGAUGAUAGUGUCAAUUGCUUGAUGGCGCGUUGUAUCUCAUAUGUGUAACUGCUUCUCAGUUUGUUUUGUGCCGCUACACCGACUUCGAAAAACCAUAUAUGUCACUAUUUUUGUUUGACGCUAUUCGUUUAUUCGUUUAGGCUUCAACUUUCAAUUGAUAAUUAUAGACUGUGGGCAGUAAGGAAAAUAAACAAAAGUCACCAGACAAGUGAUGAUGUACAAUAUUUCUUCAUCUAUUUCCUUAAUUUUUUUUACACAGGGAUACCAAAGCACUGGUCCAGGAAUACCAACAAAAGAUCCCACUCCAGAUUACAGGCUCAUAAGAGCUUCAGAAGAGAAUGGAUAUACUAAUAUACAGUUUGAAAGGAUUGAUACUACAGAAGGGGACGACAAAGAUGUUCAGUUUACGGUAAGAAGUGAGACGUAUUUUAUUUCCAGUGUUAAAAACAGGGAAAAUACAAAAUGAACAUAAUUUUAUAGGGCGAAUGCAUGAUAGGAACUGAAUGGGACUGGCCUCACUCUAUUUUAAUUUACUACAAUUUUUAGACUGUUACACAGGUUCAGUCCCCCUUUUCCUUAAAAACUAAGGUCUCACGAGUUGGGGGGUUUACGGCUAUAGCAGAUUCUAGCUUCCGAUACAGCUGAAUAACUAGGCACAUUUUUACGGUUAAUUCAGAAUCCUUUUUUUUUUUCUCUUUUUGAUCUUCAGAGUAACAGCGAAGUUUGGAUAGUUAGGGCUUGGCAGAAUAACUACGACGCUCCCUUGGGUCUCGACAACUCAACCUUGCAGCACAGCCACACAGGAGUGUCAACAAAAAAGUACAACUUGAUCAAGGAGGCAACAGCAAAUGGCAUGAAGACGAGAGUUACGACAUAUACUAUUCUGUCCUUGAUCGUAUUCACUUAUUUGCUCUAAAUCUGGAGUUUCGCACCGUUUUCUAAAACGUUUGAAAACUAUCGCAUUAUACGCCAGUACAAGACUGUAUGUUACAUUACGGACAAGUCCGGCUUUUAAUUUGGACACUGAUUUUUUAAUGUAUGUAUGUAUUCCCACCCCUACUUAUUUAGCUAGCAUCUAAGAGGGCCCUUUAGAUGAGGCUUAUAUUGAAAACUGCGCCCCUUCCUGCAUCGCAUCCUGAUCUGUUGUAAUUUGUGAUCUGAUUGGCAUAAUUUGUAAUUAAUAGCUGUCGUAUUUUGUAGAUAAAUUUGUCGCAAAUUGCACGUAAUGAGCAAAAUUUUUGUUAUUCCUAACAAAAUUUUGUCAUUGUAAUUUAUGAUAAGCAAAGCUGUCGUGAUUAAUUUUGUCUUACUAAUUUUAUAAGAGACAAACCUGAUUGAAAAAACGUUGUCGCUUGAAAAGUAUAAGCCAUGGCGAUGGGACGAAAUAGAUUUUAAGGCUGGAACUUUAUUAGCAUAGCAACUUUAAAGUUCUUUCCAUAAAAGAUUGCAUAAUUAUAUUAUCGAAGCUAUUCGCGACGAUGCAGUCCAAAAAAGAUCAAACGGAUUCCAGUUUUCUUGGCGAUAAGCUAACAACUUCACCUGUACAUUGAAGGCACAUCAGAGAUCUCUACAGUUGAAGAGUGUAGCCAUUUCGCUAACGCACACUUGAAAAUCAUAACAUAGGACCUAAAAUCUUUUUUGGAAGACAUAAAUAGACAGCGAUAUGCCUCGGAACAGGUACUCAAAUCUAGAGAUGCAACGGCACGAGCAGCUGGUGACAAUGUUAACCUGUCAUUUUUUAAAGAACUUGGAAUUUGCUUUGCUACAAGGGUUGUUAAAGUGCGACUAUUGUACAUAACCCGUGCCAACUAGACAAACUGACCAAUCAGAUUACAGGAAAAUAACACUGAUCAGUUGUCGCACUGUCACUGGUAAAUUGCAAUCUCUGAAAAUAUGUAAAACGCCGCGUGAGAUCGGGAGCAGCUAAAAUGGAACUGAUGGCGGGCGGGCGCGCUCGAGAAUAAAGUUGCUGACUUGAUAGCUUGGAAAAACAACCGGUACAACAAAAUUUAAUUUCCCUCUUGAGUUUUGGUCUUCAAACGUCUAAAAUAACUAGAUUGAAAGACCACUGAACUCCACUCUCCACCAUACAAUUCUGCUCUUUCACAAUUUGCGCAUGAUUGCAGCUGCUAAUGCCGAAAAACACACAUUUUUAUUUUGCAAAUGAUAAAUGUUAGUUGUGAAUUAAAGCAAAACAAAAGGCCGGAACAAUGAAAGACACGCUACACUAAGAUCCUCUUACUAAACAUAUAUUAGGUAACCCUCUCCUCUUUUGAUGUAACCGAAGUAGAGUCAAAUUUUAAGCUGGGAUUUAGUUAACUUUCCGUUUCCUCACAAUACUAAGCAGGUUGAAUAGUCUUAAUUCAAAAUGAAAAAAAUAGUAACGAAUUCUUCGGAAAAAAGGCCAAAUAUGUUUUCGUGACUAACAGGUUGUUUAUACGCUUGUUGUGGUCUGAUUUCCUAUCUAAUUAGUAUAUUAGAACAAUGGACUUAACUUUACUUUUCUUUAGUUAAACGUGACGUCCCAGUUCAAAAUAUAAUACACAGAAAAAUACCAACGAUCGGUUUGAAAAAUACAGAUACGUGUCCAAAAGGUCACAGCGAUGGUCUUACCAUUCGGAGGAUAUAAAUUCGAUUCCUUCCCCACCGCUAGGUUAGUUUUGUUUAUUUCGGCCACUCUCGUCAGACAUGGACAACUGGUUUGCCCCUCCCAAAUCGGGGAACGCUUUGCAUGUCAUGAUCAUUUUCCGAUUUGAAUUAGCUGCUUCACUUAUUUGCCCAGCCCGCUAGUGACUCUUUUUAAAUUUGUUUUGUAAAUACCAACGAGAACAAUUUAACGUCAUUCAAGUUUUUGUAAUUAUUUUCGAACAGCUAAAAAAAGCUUUUAUUUUAAAUUUGGUCAGCCACUGCAAUAUUGUAUCCAUUGCUGAAAAAACUGGCCAACGCACAUGGCUGUACGUAGCUAUGCAAUAUCGGCAGCCAAAUACUUCUUUUUGUAAAAGUUACGGCACCGAAACCUGCUUUUAAAAAAACUUUUAUAUAAAUAAUCGCACUGUUUGUUGAGCCUAAAUUUCGAACUCUUUGAUGCAUUAACAUAUCAAAUGGAAAAUAUGAUCUCUCUUCAAUUUUAACCCAAGAAUCCACUUUUCGUGUCUUUUCAUUGCUGUCAAUAUAGUUCACAAAUAUUUGAAUGACCAACUUCGCCUAAAAUGUUCUUAGUUCAAAAUUAAAACAUUCAGAGUUAAAAGUUAAUAAACUGUAAUGAUUGAACAAAACAAAUGAAUCUUUUUGAACCAGAAUCAGUCUUAAUGUCUGCGAAUAAUCUAGAUUUCAAGCAAACUAUUUUCGGAGCCAAUUUAAAUGUUUUUAGAUUGAAAGGCAUUAACUUAAUUAGAAAACAUUUUCAAUUGAACGAAUCAAAAGCUAUUUUUUUAUGAAAUAUAUGAGCUAAAAAAAGCUUUUAUUUUAAAUUUGGUCAGCCACUGCAAUAUUUUAUCCACUGCUGAAAAAAACUGGCCAACGUACCUGGUUGUGCGGAGCUAUGCAAUAUCUACAGCCAAAUACUUCUUUUUGUAAAAGUUACGGCACCGAAAGAAAUCCCACUUUUAUAUAAAUAAUCGCACUGUUUGUUGAGCCCCAAUUUCGAACUCUAUGACCCAUAAACAUGUCAAAUGGGACAAAUGAUCUUUCUUCAAUUUUAACCCAAGAAUCCACUUUUCGUGUUUUUUCAUUACUGUUAAUUAAUAGUUCACAAAUAUUUGAAUGACCAACUUUGCCUAAAUGUCCUUAGUUCAAAAUUAAUCAUUCAGGUUAAAAGUUAAUAAACUGUAAUGAUUGAACAAAACAAAUGAAAUUUUUUGAACCAGAAUCCUAAUGUCGGCGAAUAAUCUAGAUUUCAAGCAAACUGUUUUCGGAGCCAAUUAAAAUGUUUUUAGAUUGAAAGGCAUUAACUUAAUGAGAAUUGAACGAAUCGAAAGCUACUUUUUUAUGAAAUAUAUGAGGCAGAAGUCAGUAACACAUUUUCCCAGCUGACAUAGACUGAAAGCUUUAACUGAAACACAAUACUUACACACAAGUAAGCCGAAAGAGUGUAAUCUGUAGUCAGUGCUGCUACAAAGUGCCGACAACAAUAAUAGUCUUAAAAACAUAUAUAAUGUGUGGAUGACUCUAUCUCAGUACUCAGCCUUUGUUUAUCUGGCUCAGUAUAGUGGUCUGCCGUAAGGACAAGUAAAUCAUAAUAUAAGUGUUCAUAUCAGUAUUUCUUUGUUGUAACUACGCAAUUUCUUUUAAAAAAGUUUUAACUUACGUAUGAUGCGCGUAAUCCAAAAGGUUUUCAGUUAAUUAUAAAUAUCAUGAAACAAGCUAGGUUCUUAUAGUACACCACACAGCAGCUUAGCCACAGCCGGAAAACAUGAUGGUCCCUUCCCAGUUCUCUUGUCUUUGUGUGCUAGUUUUAUUACCUUACAAUUUUUUCGCUGUCGAUGCGUUGAACUAUGUCAGCUUUGAUUCCGAUAAUGGAAUGUUCAAGCUGCAAUGGGCGCAUGACAAAGGCAAGCUGGUCUUCAACAUGACAUGUAAAACUACGGGUUGGUGUGGAGUGGGCUUUACAGAAAGUUCUGAAGGCAGAAGGAUGGAAAAUUACGAUAUGGCUGUUGGUGGUGUACAUGUCGCCUCCAACACGCCAUACCUUGAUGUAAGUCUCUCAACCAGUUCUUUAGUUUAUUAUAAUGAUAAAAAUACUCUAAACAUGCGCUUGCAAGAAUAGGAAAACGAUCUGACGUGAUAAAGAGUUUACGAAUCAUUUAAUUAUGACUUAAAAAGCUAAAUUUGGCUCGUUUGGGGAAGUCAUAGUUAUAUACAGUAGCGCUCUCAUUGUAUGACUGCCGAUUCCUUACUGACGGUUAUAGACUAUUACAAAUAUUCAGCCUUACUUUGCGUGAGGGAAUCAAUCGGUUCCAAUUAAAAAACCAGAUGCUUUUAGGAGCUACUUUACUUCACCUUCAUAUCCUUUCUUAAGGCUUACAAGUAAGAUUGACAAGUUAGUGAAUGAGCCUUUUCCUCCAACCUCGGACCCUGGGAACAGCUGUGGGAACGAGGCUGCCUUUUCCUGUCGUUAUCCACCAUUUCUCUUUGAUCAAAAACGUCAUCUGGCGUGUCCCCGCGUUUAUCGACUGUCCUAUCUAAAACUGAUCAUGCGCGUAAGGACUGUAUGUAUGAUCACAAUAUAUCAGUUAAUGGGAAGACUGAUAUGCUGUUCACCAGCAAUUGACAUUUCUUGAUGCAGUUAAUUAUUUCUGCGUCAACUGAAAAACUGAAGAGGACUUGUAGUUUUGGAAUCUGUUUCAUCCACUAAUGCAUUCAAGAAAGAUCUUCAAACUAUUUUAUGAAAUAACGCUUUAAUGGUGCACAGAGUGAAAAUCUCAUAACGCUAAAACUGAAAUUAAAACUUAAUUUUUGCCGGCAGGGAUACCAAAGCACUGGUCCAGGAAUACCAACAAAGGAUCCCACUCCAGAUUACAAGCUCAUAAAAGCCUCAGAAGAGAAUGGAUACACUAAUAUACAGUUUGAAAGGAUUGAUACUACGGAAGGGGACGAAAAAGAUGUUCAGUUUACGGUAAGAAGCGCAUGUAUUCUGCUCAUUAAAAUAAAGUCGCACAUAAUAUAAGAAAUGGACAUUUUUCUGAAUAUCUGUUCUCCUUUUGAUUUUUAGAGUGACAGUCAAGUUUGGAUAGUAAGGGCUUGGCAUAGCAACGACGCACACUUAGGUCUGAACGCAAACUUAAAACACAGCCACACAGGAGUGUCGACAAAAAAGUAUAACUUGAUCAUGGAGGCAGAGUCGACCACCGUAAAAAACACAGCCAGUGGCAUGCGGAGAAGAGUUGCGACAUUUGUUAUUCUUGCCCAGAUCGUUGCGCUUUGUUCCGUUCUAAUUUAG